This is a messenger RNA of Ostrea edulis (European flat oyster), 1892 nucleotides long. Its product is annotated as interferon-induced protein 44-like. Lineage: Eukaryota; Metazoa; Mollusca; Bivalvia; Ostreida; Ostreidae. The coding region runs from base 1 to 525 and encodes 174 amino acids. The transcript has 3 exons. The record is from RefSeq and is a predicted model, not a curated record.
AUGCCAAAAAUACAGUCUGAGAGAAAAUGCCAUGUGGUCCAGCUGAUGAUGUUCAAUCCAGCGAGCCCAAUAAGCCACAGUGAUCCUUACUACCGGGAAAAGCCAGAACUGAAAGAUAUGAUACACUGUGUUGUGUAUGUAGUGAACGCAGAGAAUCCAGGAUUAGCGCUAGCAGGUGAAGCUGCGGAAAAGAUAUUCAUAGACAUCAAAUCCAAACUUGGAGAACGGCAUGUUCCACAAGUUGUUCUGAUGAACAAAGUGGACCGACUUCGAGCUUCUCUGGGUGAUGAUAUAUCAGAAUUAUUUCAAAGUGUUGAAAUUAAAAAGAAAUUAGACACCGUGGCCAACUUUACGAAUAUACUAGAAAUGAACAUCUUACCUAUGUCCAACUACCACAACGAGCGUGUACCAAACACAAACAAAGAUGUACUGGCACUGACUAAUUUAAAAACCAUUAUGGACUAUGCUAAUGAUUUUGUUUACAAUGCAAGUGAUAGAAACGCUCCAUCGGGUUUCUACGACUGAUGUAAUCACCUGACAAGUGGAUGAAUGACUCUACUUUUGGGGAUUGUCAUCUAUAAUUUCCUUUUUCAAUUACACACACUGUAAAUGUAGCAAAAAUGAUUUGUAAUAUUUGAAUUAUGAUCUCCUAAUGUUUUAUCUUUUCACUUCAAUUGAUGUUUGUGCGCAUAUGUUACAGAAAACUGAUAUGCGAGUAUAAUAUCAAAUGGUGACUUUACUGGAUUUAUCAAAUAUUUAAUCAAACUAACCUGCUAUUAAUUUGAAGAUUUAAAUGUGCCUCCAUACAACUAAAUCCUAUUACUAACCAAGACAUUAAAUGAGAAUUAAAUGAGAAUAAGAAAAUAAUGAACGCUUUCAAAUUUUUGUGAAUACCCGGUAUCUCUUCAAAACAAAGAAUUGUAUUACAUGCGCAAUAAAAAGCACUAUAUCACUGUUUCUGUGCUAAACGAACUACGACUAAAAAAUCACAUAAUUUGUGUUUGGAUUGCAUAUCGAGCAGUAUAAAAUACACGAUCAAUAGGAUAUACACAUAACAAUAUCAUGGUAAAUCUGAUAUCCAUUACCUUAUAAAGGAUCAAAUUUAUUCAUGAAUAUUAAAAGACAAAGAAAUACAGUCCUACAUAAGGCUGUAUUGUAAAAUGUCUCCCUUUUAAGAUAAUAAUACUAACCAAUGUUAUUAUUAGAAGUGCAUGUAUAACGCGGAAUAUAUCAACACAGGGUUGAUGUAAGAUAAAGCGAUAAAUCGGAUAAACACGGACAGGGCUAAAGGUGGGAUCAUGUCAUAUUAAGGUAUAUUUCUGGUAUAAUAUGCUUUGGUUUGUCCAUUCCGACCGUAACUUGAAAAAUUUGGACAAUUACGUGUACAUAAACAAUACAUUGAGAUUUUCAGGUUAGAAUGCUUACUAAUAUGUAAUGCAGCUACUUCAAACGAUCAUGCCUAUGUAUCUAAAUCUUUUAUUAGCCCAGAGUUUUUGCAUCAAACCACAUGACAUCGUGUUCAAUGACAGGGAAUUUCAUGUCCUUCAAUCCAUUAUCAUUAAGGUUUAAUCUUCCACAAUUGCUUUCUUGAUUUGCUCUCUCUUUUUGAUAGAGGAAUUCAAGCUAUUAAUACGUUUAUGGAGGUAUCAUGCCUUCUCUCAAAGCGUUUGUUUGACUCAUCAAUCUGAUUGUUUGGAAUCACUUCAGGGUAAACUAUUUCUACCCACAAUGAGCAGCAAAUACCAAUGUAUACAGGUGAAAUGAAUUAACAGAUUCAAAUCAAUAAUCACCGAUACAUGUACAAAACAAACAUUAGUAAUGUGAAUUCAAACAUAUUAUAUUAUCAGCAUCAACACUAGAUUCGAAAUUUUCGCCAUUUGCGAUUUAUUUUU